This is a messenger RNA of Fonsecaea pedrosoi CBS 271.37, 732 nucleotides long. RefSeq lists its product as uncharacterized. NCBI's taxonomy places the organism in Eukaryota, Fungi, Ascomycota, Eurotiomycetes, Chaetothyriales, Herpotrichiellaceae. The transcript is spliced from 4 exons. The record is from RefSeq and is a predicted model, not a curated record. Gene Ontology annotation, molecular function: oxidoreductase activity. The coding region runs from base 1 to 732 and encodes 243 amino acids.
AUGGGUGGUUCGCAAUGGGAAGGAAAAGUGUAUGCCAUUACUGGCGGAGCCUCUGGCAUGGCUCUUGAGAUAGCCCAACAGCUCUCGCGCCGCGGCGCCAUUGUUUCUCUGGCCGAUGUCAACGAAGAUGGCUUGAAGGCAGCUCUCAAAACUCUGGCUGGUGACAAGCACAUCUAUACCGUUGUCGACGUCCGCGACAGUGCCGGUGUCGAACAGUGGAUCGAGAAAACCGUCACUCAGCUAGGCCGCCUGGACGGUGCCGUCAACUUCGCCGGUGUCUGUGUGUUUAAGAACACAAUCGCACAGGAAACCGACGAGAUCUGGAAAAGGACCAUGGACAUCAACGCGACUGGCGUCUUUAACUGCAUCAGAUCUCAGUUGAGAAGAAUGAAGAAAGGAGCCAGCAUCGUCUCGGCAGCCAGUGUGGACGGCCAGAUCGGCUGGCCCUUGCUCGGCGCGUAUUGCGCAAGCAAGCAUGCUGUUAUCGGCUUGUCCAAGAGUGCGGCGAGGGAGAAUCCCGACAUCAGAGUCAACUGUGUCGCUCCCGGGAACGUCGAUACCGGAUUGGUGGACGGUGCUGAAGCGGAAUCAAGUGAGGAAAUCCAGCGACAGGUCCAGAAACGUUUCGCACAGCCAAUUGAGAUUGCGAAUGUCGUGCUUUUCCUGCUGAGCGAGGAGGCAAGCUUCGUUACCGGCGCCACCUGGAAUGUUGACGGUGGCUGGGUGUGCUGA